Molecule: messenger RNA, 4099 nt
Organism: Podarcis muralis (Common wall lizard)
Lineage: Eukaryota; Metazoa; Chordata; Lepidosauria; Squamata; Lacertidae
Gene: LRRC4
Product: leucine rich repeat containing 4
Biological process (GO): modulation of chemical synaptic transmission; excitatory synapse assembly; synaptic membrane adhesion
Cellular component (GO): postsynaptic density membrane; glutamatergic synapse; plasma membrane
Molecular function (GO): protein binding
Source: RefSeq, a predicted model, not a curated record
GCCCGCGCCUGGCCAGGCUCUCCCGGGCACCGGGCAUCUGCCAUGGACCUGCAUAGCUGGCCGGGCCGCUCCGGCGGGCGCGCGCCCCUCUAGGAGGAACCAUUUUGCCUGCCUGCCGCCGCCCCCCCCCUCGCUGAAUCGCCCGGUCCGGCCGAGACGGGAUGGCGCACCCGGGCUGAGCGCCUCGAGGGGACGCACGGACGGACGGACGGACGGAGCCUGCCAGCGCAGAAGGCGCCCCCCCCUCGCCGGAUCGCACCGAGCAGCCCUCUCCCUCCUCCUCUUCCUCCUUCUCCCCCCCCUCUCCCUCUCCCUCCCCCCCAUCUCCCCUUCCGAUGGAGAGCGGCGCGGGCAGCCGCGCGCUCCAGCCGGGCUAAGCGGGUGGGGGGGCACUUCUCCGUUCGAUGCCGAAUCCCCCACGAUGGUGAAGUAUGAACGUGCCACACCAUGAAGCUCUUGUGGCAGGCAACUGCGCACCACGCCUGGAAUGCCGCCCCGCUUGCCGUAGUCUACCUCGUGGCGCAAACGUGGCUGGCGUGCGCAGUGGCGGCCGUGGCCGGGCCGCAGAGCUGCCCCUCGGUGUGCUCCUGCAGUAACCAGUUCAGCAAGGUGGUGUGCACGCGGCGAGGCCUCUCCGAGGUGCCCCAGGGCAUCCCCUCCAACACGCGCUACCUGAACCUCAUGGAGAACAACAUCAAGAUGAUCCAGGCCGACACCUUCCGCCACCUGCACCACCUGGAGGUGCUGCAGCUGGGCAGGAACGCCAUCCGCCAGGUGGAGGUGGGGGCCUUCAACGGCCUGGCCAGCCUCAACACCCUGGAGCUCUUCGACAACUGGCUGACGGUGGUGCCCAGCGGGGCCUUCGAGUACCUCUCCAAGCUGCGCGAGCUCUGGCUGCGCAACAACCCCAUCGAGAGCAUCUCCUCCUACGCCUUCAACCGCGUCCCCUCCCUCAUGCGCCUGGACCUGGGCGAGCUCAAGAAGCUCAAGUACAUCUCGGAGGGGGCGUUCGAGGGAUUGUACAACUUGAAGUACCUGAACCUGGGGAUGUGCAACAUUAAGGAUAUGCCCAACCUCACCCCACUGGUGGGCCUGGAGGAGCUGGAGAUGUCGGGGAACAACUUCCCCGCCAUCCAGCCGGGCUCCUUCUAUGGCUUGAAGUCGCUCAAAAAGCUGUGGAUUAUGAGCUCCCAGAUCAGCCUGAUUGAGCGGAACGCCUUCGACGACCUGACGGCGCUGGUGGAGCUCAACCUGGCCCACAACAACCUCUCCUCUCUGCCCCACGACCUCUUUGCCCCCCUGAGGUACCUGGUGGAGCUGCACUUGCACCACAACCCCUGGAGUUGCGACUGCGACAUCCUGUGGCUCUCCUGGUGGCUGCGGGAGUACAUCCCCACCAACUCCACCUGCUGCGGGCGCUGCCAUGCGCCCAUGCACAUGCGCGGGAAGUUCCUGGUGGAGGUGGACCAGACGGCUUUCCAGUGCUCGGCCCCCUUCAUCAUGGAUGCCCCCCGGGAUCUAAACAUCUCCGAAGGGAGGGUGGCCGAGCUCAAGUGCCGCACGCCUUCCAUGUCCUCCGUCAGGUGGUUGCUGCCCAACGGGACCGUGCUGAGCCACGCGUCCAACCACCCCAGGAUCUCCGUCCUCAACGACGGGACCUUGAACUUCUCCCAGGUUUUCCUGACGGACACGGGGGUCUACACUUGCAUGGUCACCAACGUGGCGGGGAACUCCAACGCCUCGGCCUACCUCAACGUGAGCACGGCCGAGCUCAACACUUCCAACUACAGCUUCUUCACCACCGUGACGGUGGAGACCACAGAGACUUCGCCCGAGAACAUCUUCCCCAAGUUCACCAAGCCGGUGCCGACCACGUCCACGGGCUACCAGCCGGCGUACACCACCACCACCACUGUGCUCAUCCAGACCACCAAGGCGCCCAAGACGGACCCCGCCUCGGACAACCACAACGACAAGAUGCAGACCAGCCUGGACGAGGUGAUGAGAACCACCAAGAUCAUCAUUGGCUGCUUUGUGGCCGUGACGCUGCUGGCGGCGGCCAUGUUGAUUGUCUUUUACAAACUUCGCAAAAGGCACCAGCAGCGCAGCACCGUGGCAGCCGCCAGGACUGUGGAAAUAAUACAGGUGGACGAGGACAUGCCGGCCUCCUCAGCCUCGGCGGCUGCCCCCACUGCUACGUCGGGGGUUUCAGGUGAGGGGGCAGUUGUACUGCCGGCUAUUCGUGACCACAUUAACUACAACACUUACAAACCUUCACACGGGGCCCACUGGACAGAAAACUGCUUGGGGAACUCUCUGCACCCCACGGUCACUACUAUUGCCGAACCUUAUAUAAUUCAGACCCACCCCAAGGAGAAAGUGCAGGAAACGCAAAUCUGACUCCUCCCCCCUCCUCAAGAAAUUAUUAAAAAAAAAUUGCAAUAGAAUGCACAAACAGAAACAGACAUCAACUUUUGUACAGAGAGGUGGGGGCGGGGGGGACAGUUUUUUUCUCCUCUUGUAUAUGCUUAUAUAUUAAGUCUAUGGGCUGAGAUAAGAGAAGCAGAUUAUAUUAAAAAAAAUGUAAAGAACCCCCCCCCCUAUUUUCUAACUUGUAAGUUCUAUUUAAAGGGAGGCAGCAACUACAAACAACCCCCCCCCCGCGCGCCCAAUCCCCCAAACAGCAGCAACAAAAAGGAGAGUCAGAAAUUGCCAUUGUGACUUCCUGGAAUAAGAUCUAUUUAAAGCGAAAGAAAGAAGGAAAAGGCAACAGUGAAGAUAAAAAAGAAAACCACAGAACCAGGGACUAGCAGGGGGUGGGAUUUGUCCUUUUUAGAAGAUGUUACUUAGAAUGCAGUAAAAACAAACCCGUUUCUAUAGAGACACUCUUUUCUUAAAGCCCUGGAAAAAGAAAACUCCCCGUAUUUACAGAGCUAUCUUACUUACAGGAAGAAAAAAAAAAAGGGGGGGGAGCGCACCAAGAGUUUGUACUGUGCCAAAAUGUUACAAAUGCAAUAAAAAAGGUCAUUUUUUAAAAAGAAAAAAACAGCAGCAGCAACAGAAGGACAAUUAUCAUAAGGGAACGAAAUACUUGUAUUAUCAAACUGCAAAAAAUCUAAACCAGCAAGAGCCUGCCCCUCCUCCUCCCAGCGAGGGUGUGGUGGACGUGGGGCCGACCAUGUGGGGGGUGACCCCUGAGGAAGUGAUGGGCCGGAGGGUGGGGGGCCCCUUGGCGUGCCGCCCCCUCCUCACCCGCGCCUGGGAGGAGGAAGAGUUGCUUUGCGCCCAAGCAGGCCGCCGGGUGCCUUGCCACUGCACCACAUUCCUGCGGUGGUUCUGUUUAACCCUCUGUGCGCAGGGUCCAGUGCGCAAAAACAGCUUUUUCGGGGGGGGGGGCGGCGAGGGUGAGAGAAGAGCAGGAGGACGUCUUGUGCGGCCGCCUGGAGGACAACCACGCAUCAGCCUCGUGCGCCGCGAUGGGUGCUUGCGUGUCGGCUACCCUGUGGGCAAUUUGACAUAUGAUUGUAGAACCAUGAACCAAUUUUGUGCUUUUCGUUCCUUUCCCCCCUGAAGGUGGAAGUGAGGGGCGGGGGGGGGGCGAGGGCUGCUCCUCCCUCCUCCGUGUGGGGCUGGGCUCUGGCUGCGAGGGAGCGAGUGAAGGGCACAUUCCUCAGCCCUCGUCCUCCUCGCCCACUUCUCAAAAGGCAAGCGGAAUGCCACAGGAGGGAACGGGCAAAACUGGCAUCCUCCGGGCAAGGAGUGCGGUUUGGAGAAUGGUGCUGCCCCCCACGCCCCCCCACCCUGCCUGCCCUCCGCCAAAAAAAAUCCCCCUGUCCUUUAGGAGGGGAGAGGAAUGUGCAAAGGGGUCCGGGCACCGUCGGAGUCUUCUCUGUGCCCAGGGUCCCACCAGGGGCUUCCCAUGACUUUGGUUGCUCAUUUCUGCUGGAGAUUUGAUCAAAGAGGUGGCAAUCUAUUGGGGGGGUGUUGGGGGGGCAGCAGAGAGGGCAACAACAACCCAAAAGCCAGAAUUAUCUGACUGUAACUCUGAGACAAGUGUAUUUUUGUAUUUUAAUAAAUAUUGUUAACGUUUUUAAUAAUG